Triticum aestivum (bread wheat) is the source of this 2961-nucleotide messenger RNA. Its product is annotated as F-box protein At3g07870. The record is from RefSeq and is a predicted model, not a curated record. NCBI's taxonomy places the organism in Eukaryota, Viridiplantae, Streptophyta, Magnoliopsida, Poales, Poaceae. The transcript is spliced from 4 exons. Gene Ontology annotation, molecular function: protein binding. Bases 8 to 1798 code for a protein of 596 amino acids.
CCCAAGGAUGCAAACCAAACCAAAGGCCCAGUUAGGUCGGCCCAAAUUAAGUAACACAGUCUACUCGGCCGGCGAAGGCGGUGGGCACUCUCCCCUCUCUGCUCGCCAGUCGCCGCCUCCGGCCUCGUCGCCGCCCACCAGCUCCGGCCGCACGCCUGCACCCCUCACCAGCGUCGCCUACCGCGUUAGUCGACUCGGUGAAGCCAGUUCCGUUCGCCACCUCCGAUCUCGUCGCCGUCCAUCCGUUCCGGCCGCACGCCUGCGCACCUCACCAGCCUUCGCCUCCGUGACAGAGUCUGACGCCUCAGUGAUGCCGCCAAAGGUGACCAUUGCCGCCUCCAACGAUGCCGUGCUGCCUGAAGACAUGCUGCACCACAUCCUCGUGCGCCUCCCGGCGAAGACGCUAUGCCUCUUCCGAGCAGUCUGCCCAUCCUGGAGGUCCCUCCUCUCGGAUCCGCUCUUCGUUGCAGCGCACAAGUCCCAUCACCCCGAGCCACUAAUCGUCACAUGUAACUGUGAGAUGUUUGAAAGAGGCACCAUUAACAUUAUGGACUUGUCUGGCCAUGUUGUUAAGCGGAUAGCCACCACCAUGAAGAAUGCCAGGAUGGUGCGCACACGCCGGCUGGACCUUAUUUGUGUCACCGGACAUAAGGGCCGCCAUGUGAUCAACCCUGUCACGGGCGAUACUUUUGCAUUGCCCAGUUGCCGCGCAAAGGAGCAUGCACAUGUGCAACAUUUCUUUCCAGAAUCAUUUGACUUGGGACAGGUUGUCACCACGGGAGAAUACAAGGCCCUACGCUGUGUUAGCAUCGAUAAUUCUGAUCAUGAGUCCAGCCCGAUGCUCUGUGAGGUCAUCACCCUUGAUGAUGGUCGCAAUGCAAGAUGGAGGGGCAAACAGGGCCCUCCGCCCCCUGUCACAAGUAACCGUAACAGAAGUAUUGUUGUCAAAGGAGUCGUUUAUUUCUUGUUGGAUUUUCUAUACAAACGUUUUACGUUUUCUGGGGUCCGUGUCAAACCGGGUAGCAUGGCUUUGUUCAACCUUGAGACAGAGGAGUGGAUGGGGAUUGUCCAAGGACCAAAGCCAGUGCGCAGCUUUGUUAAGGACAGCAAUGGCAGGUGCGGUUACUUUAGUCUAUACUUGGAGCUAUCACCGGUAAAUUUGGAUGGGUUCUUAGUUAUGGCACACAAUCCUGAAGGUUGCUCUUUGGACUUGUGGUUUUUGAUGGAUAGUGAGAAAUGUCUCUGGAAUAAAAGCUACAGCUUAGAUUUCCAACCUGAAAAUCUCUUUGCUCAACCCUUGGAAAUUCUAAAUGACGGGAAGAUAGUUCUCUCUGCACCAGGAUCACUAAGACUAUAUAAUCCGGUUACCAAGACUUACAUUGAUUUUGGGAUGAGAAAUUCCACAUCUGUUGGUACUUACACUGGAAGUCUGUUGUCUUCAGAGAGCACCUUCACUUCUGAGGAUAGGUUACAUGCCAGUGGAGAGUUUGAGAACCGAGGACAAACUCGACAACAUCGGAUAGGCUCCGUUCGGCAGCUCUCCAGCUUCCAGCUUCCGCGAGGAGCUGCGUGCGUUCGGAAGGCUGUGGCUGCUUCUCUUCAUGCUGCAUGGGCUGGCGCUGGUGGCUGGUUUGUACAGCAGCUCGGGAUAAAUGAAUCGAACCGGUACGCAACUAGACUUCGCUCAACUCCACGAUUUGGGCUUCGCGAAGCUGGACUUUGCUCGCUCCACCGAUUUGCAUUACAUGGGGCUCCGCUCCGAGAAGCUUGCUUCGCGGAGCCGAGGCGUUCGGCCUAGCUCCUCAUGCGGAGCCGGUGGAGCGCGGAGCUGGAGAGCUUCCGAACAGGGUCUUAGUUCCAUGCCCCUAGUUGUGUCUCACUCGGCAGUUUUGCGCCUAGUUUUCGAAAACCCUCGGUUUUGCCCAAGCCUGUUUGCUCCUGUUAUGGUUUUGCCCUUUCGUCACGUUUCCGUCCAGUUAGUGCUGUUUGACCUUGUGUUAACCGUCUAUGGACUUUUCGCUCGACCAUUUUGCCCCUGCUUCCUCACUCUCUCACCAGACACUGUUGGACCCAUCACUGAGAAAGUAAUCCCAAUUUCUUUUUCUUUCUCUCCCAUCGGUCAAACCCUAGUCCCAGAUCCCCCCUCUCUCAAAUCCUAUCCCACUAUCCCUUUCCCCACCCUCGGUGCUCCACCGCCAUGGUUUCGAGCCAGGCCACAACACAACAAGCCACACCGACGUCCCCAUGGGUGGCCACGCCGGCGCCCGCAUGCGGGCCGAUGUAGCUGAUCCCAUCGGUGGGAGGCCAACCUAGGCGGCGGCAGCGAAGCCACGGGUCCCUUCGGUGGUGGAGCCAUGGAUCCCGUCGGUGGCCAACCCAGGCGGCGAUGGCGGCGGUGCCAUGGAUCCCAUCGGUGGGCAACCUAGGCGGAGGCAGCGCCAUGAAUUCCAUCGGUGGCCAGCGGGGAGAGGCCAGUGGCGGUGGCCAACAUAGGCGGCGGCGGCGCCAUGAAUCCCACUGGUGGUCAGCGAGGGGAAGGCCAGCGGAGGCUGCAAUGGCAGUGGCUGGUGGCCAACCUUGGUGCCCGUCGGUGGGACAAGGCCGUGAUGGCCACCGUCGCAGGAGGCGUGUGGAUCUGACUCCAAUGGCGCCGGCGAGCUCAUCCUCCUCUUGUCCGACGAGGAGGACUUGGUGAGCUUCGGCUCCGACUCUGUUGGCUCUGACGAGCUCAUCCUCCUACGGACUGCGGCCUCUAAUCUUUGACCCCAUGUAAUUAGCUAGGAUUUAACUAGUGAUUGUGAACUAUUGCUUAGUUUGUUGUAUGUGGGACCGAUGAUUCUUGUGUUAAUUACUGUUGUUUUAAUUGAUCAAUGUUGUGUUAAUUAUUGUACAAAAAUGUUAUGCAAAAUUUAUGUGGUGUUUACAACAUGGCAAUGUUAUUUAGUUAUUUGGUUUGGUUCA